ACUGCCAUGGGGGCGCGUGGGGCAUUGGUGGUGGCAGCGGCGGUGGUGGCGGUGGUCGUGGUAAUGGGGGUGGCAGUGGCGGUGUAUGCAAUGACGCUUCCUGAGGAUACUGAUGAAGUUUCAGCUUUCUGGGCUGUGAAGUUAAGCGAUCUGGCCUUAUUGGGCACGAAUACCAAUGAGAACGAGGCUGUCAGUUUCCUGCGGCAGUAUGACGUGGAGGCGAGUGUCAUGUGCAACCGGUUCAUGGAGGCUUCGUGGGAUUUCAACACCAACGUUACUGACUUCAACAGGCGCAAAAUGCUGGCGCAACAGAUGGAGUGGGCCAAGUUCCAUCGCGAGAAGUGGACAGAGGCAACGAGUUUCGCUUGGAAGAACUUCACUAACCCAGACGUGAGGAGAAUGUUCUCUUUCCUCACCGUGCUGGGCAAAGUGGCGCUACCCAAGGAGAAGAUGCAGGAGCUGACGGAGCUCCUGCAGAGUAUGAAGACGAUCUACUCCACGGCCAAGAUCUGCCGCUACGACUCCAGACUGCGCAGACUCCCCAGCGGUGACUACGACUACUUCAGCGACUUCGAUGCCAUGGACAGUGACAACGAGAUCCCCUGCAUCCCCUCCCUCAGCCUGGAACCCCACCUGACUAACAUCAUGUCCACCUCGCGGGAUCCAUCUGAGCUGCGCUACGUGUGGCGGGCGUGGCGGGAGGUUGCCGGGAAGCCCCUUCGUCAGCAGUACCUCCGCUUCGUCGACCUAGCGAACGAGGCAGCCAAACUAAACGGUUUCAACGACGCCGGGGAGUACUGGAGGAGUGAGUACGAGGUUGACAACUUCGAGGAGCAGCUGGAGGUGUUGUGGGAGAAGCUGCGGCCCCUGUACCAGCAGCUGCACGCCUACGUCAGGGCAAAGCUGGUCGAUAACUACGGAGAGACGGUGGUGCCCAGAAACGGUCCCAUUCCGGCGCAUUUACUCGGCAACAUGUGGGCACAGACUUGGACCAACGUGAUGAAUCUAACCAUACCAUUCCGAGGACGCACCACUGUGGAUGUCACCAACGCACUGCGGAGCCAAGGCUACACCCCGCUCGCCAUGUUCCGCCUGGCCGAGGAAUUCUUCACCUCGCUGGGACUCGAACCUAUGCCCAUUUCCUUCUGGCAAAACUCACUCUUCCAGAAGCCAACGGACAGAGAGGUGGUGUGUCAUGCCUCCGCGUGGGACUUUUGCAAUGGUUUUGAUUACAGAAUCAAGCAGUGCACGGAGGUGACUACAGAGUACCUGUUCACCACGCACCACGAGAUGGGCCACAUUCAGUACGACCUGCAGUAUCGCAACCAGCCCUUCGUCUUCAGAGACGGCGCCAACCCAGGAUUCCACGAGGCAGUCGGGGACGUCAUGGCGCUGUCCGCAUCCACGCCACGCCACCUGCAGGCAGUCGGUCUUCUCGAUAACGUGGAUGAGUCCUUCGAAACUGAUAUUAACUUCCUUUACGCCAUGGCCCUCGACAAGAUCGCAUUCCUGCCCUUCGGAUACCUGAUGGAUAAGUGGCGGUGGGAGGUGUUCAGGGGAGACACCACUUCCUCCAACCUCAACACUCGCUGGUGGGACAUGCGGCUCUCCAUCCAAGGAGUCUCACCUCCCGUGCCCAGGAGUGAAGAGGACUUCGACCCGGGCGCGAAGUUCCAUGUGCCUGCUAAUGUGCCUUACGUCAGGUACUUCGUGAGUUUCAUCAUUCAGUUCCAGUUCCACUCCGAGCUGUGUAAGGCUGCGGGCCACCAGGGGCCACUCCACCGGUGUGACAUCUACCGCUCUCAAAGAGCCGGCAAGUUGCUGAGAGAUGUAUUGUCCUUGGGCAAGUCACGGCCGUGGACAGAGGCGCUGCAGCGACUGACUGGCGGCAAAAGCAACACAUUAGACGUGGAACCCAUUCUGGAAUACUUCGCACCCCUCCAGUCGUGGCUGGAGUCUCAAAACAGAGGACAACUUAUCGGAUGGAGGGAGAGCGAGGCCAUCGUGCAGCCCAUCACCACCUCCAGUUUAUCCAUGAUCACGGGCGUCAUCCUGGCCUGCAUCGCCGUGCUGCUGCUGCUGGCCCUCAUCUUCAUCGUCGUCAGGAGAGUGGUGCGGUCAGGCAAAGCCAAGACCCCGACGCAAGGCACAUGAAACCACGCCGACAAUCCGAAAUCCGAGGAAAAGAUCAUCGAGGAAGAUUUAGGGACCAUCUAGAUCACGCCGACCGAGGCUUGUAGUUUACUGUGUUUCUAGAGAUUCACGUGUACUCCCGAUCUUCCUUCUGCACUGUGUGACUAUUUCGACGUAAGAUACGGGGAAAAACACAAAAUACGAGUGCGAGUGAAAAUGUGUGUGUGUUUACUACUGCGAUGCAAGGACAGACUGAGCCUACUGACACUGAGAAAUCGGUGCUUCGAGUUGGUCCCGACGAUCUUUCUCGAAACGAAACGAACCAUACGUAAUUAGUCUAAAGAAAAGGAAACUCCAGAUUAUUAAAAGCGAUGCCAAGCGUAUUUUGGAAGAGAUUUGCAUUGAAAAGUUAAUACAUGCAAUAUUUUUUCUCUCUCUCUCUCUCUAUCAUUGACCGUUUCCUCUUUUCCAAAAUCUCCAAAGCUCCGGAUCCGACUCACCAGCUCAACAGUUUCCAUUUAGUAAUUGGUUUGUGAAAUGCACCUGUUUCAAUUUCUUCCUCGAAUUUUGGAUAUGUCGGACUGUCGUUAUGAAUGUGAAUUGCGUGUGUGUGUGUGUGUGUGUGUGUGUGUGAGAGAGAGAGAGAGAUUGGGUGGGGAGGAGGGGAAGUUGUUAGAAUACAGGAAAUGUUUUUUUUAAUUCUAGUGAUCACUGUUGAGAGAGAGAGAGAGAGAGAGAGAGAGAGAGAGAGAGAGAGAGAGAGAGAGAUUCUUAUGGUAGUACCUGAGGUAAGAUGUAUAAAAUACGUGUUGAAUUAGCUGACUUUCCUUGAAUAUAAAAUAUCCUUGCUGGCUAGGAACUUAGGAAUAAAAGAACGAUAAUAUGAUGUUUGAAAAUAAUAUAAUGUAACGUGUGUAUGAAUGAGGAGCUAGAAUAAUAAAGGUGCAUAAAAAGGA
Molecule: messenger RNA, 3089 nt
Organism: Portunus trituberculatus (swimming crab)
Lineage: Eukaryota; Metazoa; Arthropoda; Malacostraca; Decapoda; Portunidae
Product: angiotensin-converting enzyme-like
Exons: 13
Coding region: 7-2154 (715 amino acids)
Biological process (GO): proteolysis
Cellular component (GO): plasma membrane
Molecular function (GO): peptidyl-dipeptidase activity; metallopeptidase activity
Source: RefSeq, a predicted model, not a curated record